Molecule: messenger RNA, 2754 nt
Organism: Fusarium keratoplasticum
Lineage: Eukaryota; Fungi; Ascomycota; Sordariomycetes; Hypocreales; Nectriaceae
Product: PH domain-containing protein
Exons: 2
Coding region: 1-2754 (917 amino acids)
Source: RefSeq, a predicted model, not a curated record
AUGGAUCUACCACACUCCCAAUCCCAAGGUCAACCUUCAUCUCUUCCACAUCAUCCGGCCUCUGCCCAGAGUCCAUACUAUUCAUACUCUUACGGUCAAGAUUCUUCUCCUGAAUCCUCCUCGGCCUCAUACCAGCGCGCAACCGCCCUCAACACGGCCGCCAACGCAAACACGCAACCUCAUCCACAAUACGACGACGACUACCACCUCUCGAAUUCUACACACGCGCCGCAGCAGCUGUCGCAACAACAGGGUCGCUUCACCGAGGAAUGGGGAGCCGCACAGCGUGGACCUUCUGUCCUUCUUGAUUAUCCUCACAACGGCGCAAGCAUGCAGCGCGCCAACUCGGUGCACAGCUUCAAUGCUGGCGACGACCAAGCGCUCCCCGUGCGCUCCAACACCCUCAAGAAAAAGAACUCGCUGCGCCGCAAUGGGAGCCUUAAGCGCAGCAGCAGCCGUCGUAGCAUGAGGGCUGGCAGCGUCAAGAGUCUCGCCUUGCAAUCUACAUCGGAUCCCGACGAGGCGCACAGUGCUUUCCACUGCCCAGUUCCCACAUCUGGCAACCCGACCGAUGCGCUCGCAAACCGGUUUCAGAACUGGAGAAAGGUGCUCAAGGAUCUCAUCGCAUACUUUCGUGAGAUUCAGACACACUAUGAGCACCGCUCCAAAUCUCUCAUCAAACUGGCCAAUGUUUCCAACAACAUCUCUGCACCACCUGGCUUCCUUCAAUCGGCGGGUAUUGAUGAUGCGCUCCAAUCUCUGCGAGUCUACAACAAGAACGCUGUUCUCGAAGCCAACAAGGCCAAGGAGAUUGAAGAUGACGUGAUUCUCGCCCUGACUGGAUUGCGAAGCGAUCUUCAGCAGAAGAUCAAGGAAAUUAAGAACCUCUCGGGUGACUUCAAGAAUUCGGUUGAGAAAGAGAUGGACCACACUCGCAAGGCAGUCAAGACUCUUGGUGACGUGUUGGGGCGGAAUGAGCUUGAUGAGUCGUUAACGACCGGCAAACAAGACCCAUACUUGCUCCGCUUGGCUGUCGACCGUCAGGUGGAACGGCAGAUUGACGAGGAGAAUUACCUGCACCAGGCAUAUCUCAACCUGGAGAACUCAGGCCGAGAGCUAGAGUCAAUUGUUGUUGGAGAGAUCCAGAAGGCCUAUAAUGCCUACGCUGGCAUCCUCAAGCGUGAGGCCGACAACUCGUACAACGUCAUUGGCGAGCUUCGAGACGGCCCAAUUUCCAUGCCCAAGGACCACGAAUGGAUGCACUUUGUUACCCACGACGAGAAAUUCGUCGACCCGACAAUCCCCCUCAGGACGGCGGACCAGAUUCACUAUCCCGGACAGGACCACGAGGCGGCGCAGGAGAUCCGGGCCGGAUUGCUGGAGCGAAAGAGCAAAUAUCUCAAGAGCUAUACAGCCGGCUGGUAUGUACUUUCUGCGACUCACCUCCACGAGUUCAAAUCGGCGGAUAAGGCGCAAGCCCCCGUCAUGUCUCUAUACCUUCCAGAACAGAAACUAGGAUCUCACUCGAACGGAGAGGGCUCUUCGAACAAGUUUAUUCUCAAGGGCCGCCAGACGGGCGGCAUGCACCGUGGACACACCUGGGUCUUCCGCGCCGAGAGCCACGAUACCAUGAUGGCCUGGUACGAGGAUAUCAAGGUGCUCACGGAGAAGACGCCCGAGGAGCGCAGCCAGUUUGUGCGCAGCCAUUCUAGGAGCCUUAGCCGAUCAUCCCGACGGUCAGUUAGUAGCGAUGGACUGGUCGACGAGGAAGACGAGGAGCCCUUCACGGCCGACACCGAAUCCUUUACCAACCCGGGACCGAGGCAACACGAUACGACCCCCCGGCGAUCUCAAGCAGGUGGGCGGUUCCCAUCUGAUAUCCAAGUCAAUGCGCAACGUGGCUUACAGGCCUCUCAUUCGCCUUCUAGUGUAAGCUCCGGGUUCCAGGACAACCACAAGGACUCCUUGCCGCCGAUUGUGACGGGGGCCUUGGUUGGAUCGGCAGCUGGAAACUCUGAACAGAACCGGGAGAAUGGUCUGGGCUAUGGAGCUGUGCACCAGACGCCUCUGGACGAGAUGCCCUCAAAUGCUGCCAUUGCCAGCCAAAAGGCGCACUACGAUGGUGUCAACCCUUACACGAGCGAGCCCGUCCAGCAGGCCCCGGGCGAACCGACCACGAUUCAUCAGCCGAAGCCCCAGCCGCCUUAUCCACAGCAUCCCAUGGGGCUGUCGGAAUACGUCGAGGAGAACCGAGACGAUACCCGUUUUGUUCCCAUCGUGAUUCCUCAGGGUAAGGAGGAUCGCGACAACAACAAGCCACCGUACGACUUGCAGGGCAACACACAUGAAGAGCCACGGGAGCAAGAUAACAACGGAUACGUCCUUGGUCCUCAGACCUCAACUUACAACCAGACAUCCUAUAACGACUCUACGUCAUAUGAGCGGGAGGCGUCUUCCAACCAGCAGCCAGGCUGGGAUGAGCAUACCAACGGUGGUACCAAAGCAACCAACUACCACCUGAUGACAGUUGGAGAAGGAUUCCCCAGACUGGAUGGCGGCGCUGCUGGCGAGUCCCAGCCUUCUACUAACAAGCCGGAAUCGGUGUUUACGGAGCCCGACUCGGUGCUUCUUCGAACAGACGACGAGGAUGAUAUUCCUCCUGUGCGACCUUCUGGCAACAACCGCACCGAGAGCCACAACACCAUUUCCAACCUGCACAUUCCUGGUGGUUAUCCUAAGAGCACUUUUGCGUGA